AUUACAUAAAACAAAAAAUAAUGAUCAAAAAGAGAAAUUCAUUGAACAUUAUGGAGUUUGCAACUAGGCCACCUUCUGGUUGCACUAAUCCUGUAUAAUAGCAUCAUAAUUUAAUAGGAUGCACCGUCUCCAAUUAAAUUCAUUAGAAAACUGACGAGAUAAGCAUCGACAGUCAAUGGAUCAUCUACUAAAAUUUAGACUGUUGUCACACCCGUUCCUAAUAAAUCAUAGGAGGUGGUCCAACAAUGUAUUGCAAUAGUUGAAUAAAUCCGACAAUAGUAUCAGGAAAGGCAAGCAAGUAGGUUUUUUCAUAUUCGUUCGUGCUCCAUGCCUUGCGAUAGGGUGUCGAUUAUAGACUAAUUGAUCGACACUAUGUUGCCUCAGUCUCCGAGAAAACAACAAAGGUCAUUAGAGUAAGGUUUAUAAUUUUAUACAAAAAAGAGGAGAAAUACAGUCUGUAAUGAAUCUAUUGAUUGAGGAGAAACAACAAAAGCAAAAGGCAAUUGAUCAAAGGGAUAAUUUAACCAAGCGACAAGAUUAUGCCAUAAAACAAUUAGUAAGAAUUUUGUAUAUUAAUAGAAAUCUCGAAUUGAGCAAUUCAAAAAGUGAAUUGAGUAUAUGAUAAAAUUCAUUCAUUAUAUCUCAAAAAUGCG
This is a messenger RNA of Paramecium octaurelia, 653 nucleotides long. The record is from the annotation of a GenBank genome assembly. NCBI's taxonomy places the organism in Eukaryota, Ciliophora, Oligohymenophorea, Peniculida, Parameciidae.